AUGGCACAGCGCGUGACCGUGUUUGGCAUGACAUCGGCGGAGAAGCCCUCCGAAGAUGUUCAGACCAAGUUGGCUGUGCUGUAUCCCAAGCAGGAGCUGAGCGCCAAGGAGAAGAAGAAGAUCCAGAAGAUGGAGAAGUUCCUGAAGAAGCAGCAGCAGAAGGAGCAGCAGGCCGCCGUCGCCGGCUCUGACAGCAAGAAGAAGGACAAGAAGAAGAAGAAGAAGAAGGCCGAAGACACGUUCGUGUACAAGCCCGUGCAGCCCGGCGAGAAGAAGAACCUGGACGACAUGCCCUCCCAGUAUCACCCUGACAUGGUGCAGCGCGACUGGUACGAGUGGUGGACCAAGCAGGGCUUCUUCAAACCCGAGUACAAUGAGGGCCACGAGAAGAUUGCCUGCCCGUGCGAGAAGAAGUCGUACACGCUCGUGAUUCCUCCUCCCAACGUCACGGGCUCACUCCAUAUGGGUCACGCCCUCACCAACUCCAUCGAGGACACCCUCACCCGCUGGAACCGCCAGUGCGGCAAGCGCACCCUGUGGAACCCCGGCUGCGACCACGCUGGCAUUGCCACGCAGUCUGUGGUUGAGAAGAAGCUUUGGCGGGAAAAGCAGCUGCGGCGGCAGGACCUUGGCCGCGAGAAGUUCCUUGACCUCGUCUGGCAGUGGAAGGAAGAGAAGGGCGGGUUCAUCUACAAGCAGAUCAAGUACCUCGGCGCGUCGUGCGACUGGGACCGCGAGGCGUUCACCAUGUCCGACCGCUGCUGCCGCGCCGUCAAGGAGGCCUUUAUCCGCAUGCACGAGGACGGUAUCAUCAUGCGCAAGAAGAAGCUCAUCAACUGGAGCUGCCACCUCAACUCGGCCAUCAGUGAGAUUGAGGUGGACAAGGUCGACAUUGCCGGCCGCACGCUCGUGUCCGUGCCCGGUCUCGACGAGAAGGUCGAAGUUGGUGUCAUCACCUCCUUUGCCUACAAGCUCAAGGGCGGCGACGACGAGAUUGUCGUGGCCACAACGCGGCCGGAGACGAUGCUUGGUGAUGUUGCCAUUGCUGUGCAUCCCGAGGACCCGCGCUACGCGAGCUACGUCGGCAAGACGGCCCUUCACCCCUUCAUCCCAGACAGAGAGCUGGUGAUUGUUGCGGACGACUUUGUUGACCGCGAGUUUGGAACCGGCGCCGUCAAGAUCACCCCUGCACACGACCCCAACGAUUUCGAGUGCGGUGUGCGCAACAACCUGCCGAUGAUCACCGUGAUCACAAAGGACGGCAAGAUUGCGCCCGGCUGCGGCGAAUUCUCCGGGAUGCACCGGUUCACGGCGCGGCGCGUUGUGAUUGAGCGGCUGAAGGAGAAAGGGCUGUACCGCGGCGACGCCGAGAACCCAAUGGUGAUCCCACGCUGCUCCCGCUCCUCGGACAUCUGCGAACCGCUGCUCGAGACGCAGUGGUUUGUCAACUGCGACGGCAUGGCCAAGACCGCCGUCGACGCCGUCAAGAGCGGAGAGCUGCGGCUGAUCCCGGCGAACCAGGAGAAGACGUGGUUCCACUGGCUCGAGUCCCCACGCGACUGGUGCAUCUCCCGCCAGCUCUGGUGGGGCCACCGCAUUCCCGCAUACUUUGUCUCCGUCAACGACGAUGCUGUGCCAAAGGGCACCUCUGACGACAACAAGUACUGGGUGUCCGGCCACGACGAGGAUGAGGCCCGCGCCAAGGCUGCAAAGCGGUUUGGCGUCGACCCAAGCAAGAUCACGCUCACCCAGGACGAGGAUGUGCUUGACACGUGGUUCAGCUCUGGCAUCUUCCCCAUCUCCAUCUUUGGCUGGCCGGAUAACACGCCUGACUUGCAAAAGUUCUACCCGGGCGACCUGCUGGAGACCGGCUACGACAUUCUCUUCUUCUGGGUUGCGCGCAUGGUCAUGAUGUGCACCUAUCUCACGGGCAAGCUUCCAUUCAAGGAUGUGUACCUGCACCCGAUUAUCCGGGACAAGGAGGGCGUGAAGAUGUCCAAAUCGCGCGGCAAUGUCAUUGACCCAACCGACGUGUGCACGGGCAUCACCCUUGAAGGUCUUCACGAGCGCCUCGCACAGGGCAACCUCGACCCGCGCGAAAUUGAGCGCGCAAAGGAGCUGCAGAAGCGCCAGUUCCCACAGGGCAUCAAGGAGUGCGGUGUGGAUGCGCUGCGGUUCACGCUGUGUGCGCUGGUGACGCCCGGCCGCGACAUCAACCUCGAUGUCAACCGCAUCUUUGGGUACCGCACAUUCUGCAACAAGGUGUACAAUGGCGUGAAGCUUGUCAUGUCCAAGCUUGGGCCCGACUUCAAGCCGGCAGAGUAUGGCAAGCUCCUUGGGGACGAGAGCGAGCUGGACCUGUGGAUGCUGAGCCGUCUCUCCACAUGCAUCCGCGACAUGAACAAGCAACUGGAGGAGUAUGAUCUUGUGGGCAGCACUACCUCCAUCUACAACCUCUGGCUGUACGAAUUCUGCAACUUUUACCUCGAAGUUGUCAAGCCUGUGUUCCAGGACGACCAGUACAAGCACCGCCGCAACACCGUGCAGAACGUCAUGUACACGGUCGCCGAGUCUGGCCUCAGGCUGCUGUCCAUCUUCAUGCCGUUCCUGUGCGAGGAGCUGUGGCAGCGUCUCCCCCGCCGAAAGGCAACAAACGACCUCGUGGUGCCGGCGUCCGUGUGUGUCGCCGCAUACCCGUACACCCCCCUCCACAUCAACGAGGACAUUGAGAAGAAGAUUGCCAUUCUUCACGCCAUUGUCGGUCGCGCGCGCUCGCUCAAGUCGUCGCUGCACGCCCCUUCUGCCCGCCCGAAACUCCUCAUUCGCGGCACCACCGCCGCCACGACGGCCGUGUGCGAGGAGUAUGCUGUUGACGUGGCCCAGCUCGUCCGUGCAGACGUCGCCAUUCUCCCCGCAAAGGAGGCGCCCCCUGCGGACUUUGAGCCGUCGCCGGAACAGGACGAGUUUGAGGUGUUUAUGGCCCGCAAGUGA
Messenger RNA from Salpingoeca rosetta, 2991 nucleotides. RefSeq names its product valyl-tRNA synthetase 2. Bases 1 to 2991 code for a protein of 996 amino acids. Gene Ontology annotation, cellular component: cytosol. The transcript has 20 exons. Gene Ontology annotation, molecular function: aminoacyl-tRNA deacylase activity; valine-tRNA ligase activity; ATP binding. The record is from RefSeq and is a predicted model, not a curated record. Lineage: Eukaryota; Choanoflagellata; Craspedida; Salpingoecidae. Gene Ontology annotation, biological process: valyl-tRNA aminoacylation.